UGACGCUGUUGCUAGUAUAGUGUAUGACCAAAAUAAACAAUAUUACAUCAUACAAUAACCUGCCUAGGGGUAGAGUGAGAGAGAAAAGCAUACGCGGUGGCGUUUGUUCGAAAGUUAAAUGACUCAGCUGCCGCCACCGUAAACCCUUGUCGAUUUCGCCAAGGAAAUCAUCUGCUUUCCCUAAUCGGGAUUUGCGGCGCGGCUCUGUCCGGUCCUGUCGCCGACGAUGGAUAGCAACAAGAACGAACAGUGCUGCUUCAACACCAACGCCCACGGCAGGCACGAUCCCCCGGCUCGAUCGGCGGACAUCAUCGAAACCGGCUGCCAAAUCGUAAAAACGGUAUCUGCUGCCAAGUACCAGAAUCAGUUCAACAACAACAAUCUGAUCGAGCAGGAAAAUUUGAUGCCGCCGGUGAAGAAAGACGAUCCUCCGGCGAUUCUGGUUGAUCAGAAUGGCGGUGGCGCAGUUGGGUUGUUAAGUGAUUUGCACGUGAAAGAUAAGGUUCUUGCUGUAAAUGGUUCUACUCGCAACAAUUGCGCAAUACUUCCAUCGUCAUCGUCAUCAUCAUCCUCAUCCGUUUCCGUACCCCGGAAUGCAUCCGAAGAAAGAGUGCCUUCUGGUCAGCAAAACGUAGAAUGCCUUACCAACGCCACCACUACCACCAUCACCACAUCUAGCUUUAUUCCCACGAUUAAUGGGACAAACUCAACCAUUCCGGAGUCCUUGUCUCGAAGUAGCAUCGCGGACCAUUCGCUAGACACGCUGGCCGCCGGUGCUGGUGCCUCGUGCGAUCGGAAGGACGAGUUCUCGUUGGAAGCAGUGGCCAGGGUGAAGCUGGACGAAGCGGGUGCUGGGUCCGGUGCACCUGACGAUGGGGAUUUUUCGGACAAUAACUCGAUCGGAAACCUCUCCUACAUCAGCGAGAAUGGACUGAUAGAGGAAAUUAUUCUACUUCCGAGCAAUGCCUACUCCGAUGACGACAGUGCAUCCACGUCGGAUGACUGCAUCUAUGCGUACCGCGGUGGCGAACCAAGUGGGGUGGCUUGGUUACCGCAAGAACUAGAUCAACCACCCGACGACGAGACUGACUUUCUGGAGAUGGACUUCGAUCCCGAACCAAGCUCGGAGAUGGAAAAUUUUGACUCGAGCCAGCAAGAGCAGGUUUUGGAAGAUGAUGGGCUUGCUGCGGCGGCGCCCAUUGCGGGUAGGGUGAAUGAGACGCAACACUUGCAAGAAGCGAUUCCCAGAAGCAACAGUCCCAGGACGGCUGUCGUCUCUUCCGGUCGAACGUUGUCGCCUAAUUUGAAAGAAUCCGAACCGUCUCAACCGAACAUUUCGGGGUCGCCUGAGGCAUCUCUAGCUAGGAACAAUGACAAGCAAAAGUUGUCCAUUGAGGAUGCAUUAGCUACUACGAGUUCGCUAUCAACACCAGGUCCGAUUGCAGCAGUUUACGUGCAAAAAAGCACCGAAGAGAAUGCGACACCGGAUGAGAUACUCGAAACGAUCGAACCCGCAUCGAUCGAGCUGACACAGGCUCACAAAACGGGUGCCAUUCCGAAAACGGUUCCACAUCACUACACAAGCCCAGAACGCGACCGAGCUUCCGGCGGAAGGGGUUCCUCGAAUGCUAAAAAUUUGAAGCUCGAUUUAAGUCUAUGCUUGGACGAUAUUGAAGCAGGCGGUAGGGCUGGGGGUGGUGGUGCUAAGCGACGCUAUUUCGAUCACCUACUAUACUACGAACCCCAGGCCUGCUCCGGUCAACCAUGGACGCCGGACAAACUAGCCGCAAACCCGGAACAAAGUGUAAACCAUGAGGAGAUAGAAUUCUACUGUGCCGAAUGUGGCAAUUUGGAGUUCACGAAUAAUCUUUGGAUGGUCCAAGAGCCCGACAGCUGGAUGUGUAGGAAUUGUACGUUUACGCGAGACGAGAAGUUAAUUAGGCGCCGGGCAGACUCUUUUCGGCCUCGAACAAAUGACAGCAAUCAGAAAGGAAUCGGUCCAAAGCUAGUGGACUGUCGGAGCGACGCGGAAGCCCUCGACAUACGUGCAGAACAAAUUGCGCUCGAGGCUUUGGGUAAAAUCAACUCGCUCAAAGAGACUCCAGCUAGCAGCGGACAACUAUCGUGGCAGGAGGAAGAACAGCACGGCCGGAAUCGUUCGAUCAUGACGAAGGGAAAAGAAUAUGAGUGUCGGGAUGUGCUGCAGGAUCAGGAAGUUCCCAACCCAGGCAACUACCAUUACAUUGGGGUUGACAAGCAUCCUGAAAAUACUGUCACCAUCUACACGAUCAACUGUAGCAAACAGACAAUAAUUGAAGCACUGACACGCAUUGGAAUUGCACCAAAUCUAGACGUACUACGACAGUAUUUCAAUGAGCAAACCCAUGUCGACACAUCCAAGAUGAAUAUCCCGCAGUACCUGCUGCACAUGUCGAAGCGUGACUGUAACUAUAAGAAACUGAUCGAGGCCAUUAAAUCCUGCUGUGAUGAAGAAACGUUGGACGUUCAAUAUUUUCCGUUUGAUCCCUUCAGCGAUAUGCCGGAGAUCGUACAGAUAAGUUCUUGCGAGAUUGCGAAACGAUGGAACGCAAACACCAAUCUAAGGCAAAUUAUACACUUCAAGCAUAAGCACUUUCACACGCUAAAUGUUCUUGGCAAAAUUGUUAACAUCAUCCGGCAGCCUUCCCGCGGUCGUCACACAACGCACACGAUCGGUAUACCGCAGUACUACAAGAGUGGUUCCAUUACGAUCACCCGGAUGGCAGAAACGUCGUGAAAGGGUGAGGGCUGUCGCUAGUCAGUUACCUGCAUACGAAGCAUUAGCAGAGAACGAGUUUGUAAAUAUUAGAUAGAAAUAUAUAUUUAUUCUAUGAUCCACGAUGGAGGGGCAACGGUGGAGUCCUACUUUGGGCACUCUUGAAGAUUAAAGUUAUGGUGGAAACACAGUUGAAGAUGUUUUCUUAAAAUAUUGCAUUAAGUUUUCGGAAAAGUGCUAAGGGAAUUGCCAUAAAAAUUGUUUCUAAUCCUUUCGAUCCUCUCUUCGAUUGCUAAUUGUGUCGGCACAAUGAUAAAAGGAGUAUUAUUAAGAAUAUAACAUACACAAUUAAACAAGGCUUAUCGAUUCCUUUGCGUGGCAGGUAUCCGCGAGUUUUGUUCCUGUACCAGUGUAAUUGUUCCGAUAAUUUUACUUACUGACUUUCGAUGAAACAAAGUGCGUAUGGAUUUUCGAAGAAUCAAAAUAUAUAACCUAAUGAAACUAAACCAAGUUGCUUAGGCACACCACACCCGCCUAUCAUUUUUUGUAUUCGUACACGCCUAAUGAAACGGUGCGGGCUUAGCUUGGACACUAUUCAAAGUCGGAACAGAUCAUUGAGGUGCGCCUAUCUACCUUGGGGUAAACAAUAAAUUAUACAUAUAUACACACAUAAUCUCCAGUAAACACGAGCAUAUAUGCAAUCCAUCGUAAAACACUCCUGCUGAAUAAACCA
This is a messenger RNA of Anopheles coustani, 3488 nucleotides long. RefSeq lists its product as uncharacterized. NCBI's taxonomy places the organism in Eukaryota, Metazoa, Arthropoda, Insecta, Diptera, Culicidae. The record is from RefSeq and is a predicted model, not a curated record. The coding region runs from base 227 to 2776 and encodes 849 amino acids. The transcript has 6 exons.